CGGCUUCCGGUGAAUGUUGUAAGCGCUGAAACACUCUAGCAAUCCUGUUUGCGUUUAUUCAGCUGUAUUUCGAUGUUUGUUGAAAAAUAAUAAAUAAAUAAAUAAAGAUGACAUUAUAGUAACAAGACUUUAUAUAUCGGUAGAAUUCACAAUUUGCCUCGUCGCAUCCGACGGUUUUUGCACUAUAACCUUGGCGUCCCUGCUAUAAACCUAUCAACCAACAAGUAAAUAUGGCAAUGCUACGUCGUGGUCUUCAUAUACCUUCCCCAAUUCAGGUAAGGAUGAAGUCUACAUUUUUAAAGGCAGACUAUCUUCCUGGCAGACAGUUGUAACUAAAAUUAAAGCUAUCAGUCAGAUGACUAGUUGUUAGCACAUUUUGUAGGAUCGUCUAAAUGAGUGGGUUCCUCCUUCAUAGUUAGUUAGUUAGUUCUUUUUCUUAUUCUCUUCAUGUCUUGCAUAUUUGAUGAUGUGUCUGUGCAUUCUUGCAGGUUUUAACAGAAACCACGCCCCUGCCUUGGUUAAUUUUAUUCCGCAGCAAGUUCACCAGAGCACGGAUCCCACAAGAGGUAGGGUGCUGCAGACUUUCAUCAAGGGCAGGCCCAUACAAUCUAAAUGCAAUGAAUGCCUCAACUCAAAGCAAAAGUUUCUUACCUAUGUACUUAACCCUAAUUGCUCCAGGGUCACCGUCAGUAAUGGCUGAUCCAUGGCCAUGACCCCACUCUCCGAGGGUGUUUCUGGGAGAGUGAUAUGCAUGUCCAUUUCACACCACACACUUUACACACAGGUUACACACUUGUACAUGUGUGAAACAGGACAAAUAUAAGCACCCCCUAUUUAUUAUACUAUAACACUUUGGUCAUAGCCUAAUGGCAAUGAUCAUGGAAAUUACAUUUUUAAACAAACCUUGCGACUCCUUUUAAUCCAUAGUAAAUAUGUCUUUCUGCGUCUACAGUUGCUGGACGAGCGGUCUCAAGAGCAUGAGAAGUAUGGUGGCAACCCGGAGCAGCCCCAUAAGCUGCACGUGGUGACGCGGGUCAAGAGCACCAUGCGCCGACCCUACUGGGAGAAGAAGCUAGUGGAGGGACUCUGCCUGCAGAAGGUGGGGCUCCUAUCAGCUUGGAUUAAUAACCUCACAUCUGGGGGGCUAGCCUAGUGUCAGGCAAUCCUACCCUGCGAGGGUGUAGGCUGUGUGGGCUCAGGCUUUUGCUCCAGCCAAACUGAAUCGACUAAUUGAAAGUUGCCCCACCCCUAGGCUAGCCCCUAGCAGAGUGGAUAAGAAGACUUGUAUUGAGUUCAGUUGUGUGCUGUGCUUGCUCUUGCUGUAAUAUCAAGUUGUAAUAACGAUUCUGAUUGCUAACUUGGUUGCACUGUAAUGGUUCUUUGCUCCUUCUCUACUCAGGCAUAUGUACCUGUAAUUCACAAGAACAUCCCUUCAGUCAACAACCAGCUGAAAUUCAUCAAGCAUCUUGUGAGGUAAGACUGCUCGGGUUUGCAAGACCUCAGUUAUUACUUUGUUAGCGCAGGGCUACUAUCAAAUACAUCUGAUAAUUCCUGUGAAGUGUAUGCUACUGUUUACCCAUUGAGUGCGUGGUUGGUUGAUCCUGAAAACUGACCACUGAAAUGCGCUGUAAUUGAAUACAGAUUAACUUUGACCACUCUUCCCUCAUUCUCUCUGUUCAGGAUCCAGCCACUGAAGCUUCCCCAUGGUCUCCCUGCUGAGGAAGACAUGGCCAACACCUACCUGAACAGCAAAGGAGAGCUGAUCGUACGACGCCUCCUCAAACCUGUAGAGUCCAAAGCCAUAGAGUCAUAGCCAGCACUACUCUAUCCCCAAGUCCUCACCUGCCAUUUCGUCAGUGGGCCUGUUUGAAUACUGAAAAUGCAUCCUCCUUUCCUCAAAGUAAUCACUGACAUGACUGGAUUGGCUGUGUAGUGGAUCCCAUGCUUUCACCUAUCCAAUCUGUACAGGACACAAAUUAAUGGUUUUAGUCUGGCCUACCAGAAAUCAGCCGUGAUUCCAAUUACUGGAUCAGUGAAAUUUCUGUACUUGUGUUCAUUCUAAACCUGGACUGAGAAACACUUCUAUAGCUCACCCCUUUGUAUUACAUUUCAAAUAAAAACAUAACAUAAACAUGUAUAAUAUGUUAAUGUCUAUAAAAUAAGAAUACAUCCAUGAAAUUGAGGAAGUCAUAGGAAAAUACAAAGCGCCAGUGAUGAUCAGCUUCUUUUAUUAAGAUCAAGUCCAUUUUUAUAGAAAAACUCAAACCUGUGCUACCAAUCACACUGACGACACAAAGGAGGUGGUUGUGGAAUGCAGCUGGCAUUGGCACUUGGUUGUUGCUCAUGAAAAGCUGGAUUUAUGUUUUCCCCCACAAAUCGGGUCGACAAAUGACAUGGAUUUAUGUUAAUGUAGCUAGCUAUAGUGUUAGCGAGGAAAGUUCUUUAUAAUGUUGAAUGAUAACAGGGUAACAGCAUCAGGUCUGAGGGUUUCCAGUUCUAGACUUCAAUUGGAAUCGAAUCAAACAUUUCAAGAGGAGCCAGUCAGGGCCGAAUGAGAAUUCAGUGGCUCAGACAGGAAUCCU
Molecule: messenger RNA, 2582 nt
Organism: Coregonus sp. 'balchen'
Lineage: Eukaryota; Metazoa; Chordata; Actinopteri; Salmoniformes; Salmonidae
Source: the annotation of a GenBank genome assembly